Messenger RNA from Nicotiana tabacum (common tobacco), 1309 nucleotides. RefSeq lists its product as uncharacterized. Gene Ontology annotation, biological process: defense response. The record is from RefSeq and is a predicted model, not a curated record. NCBI's taxonomy places the organism in Eukaryota, Viridiplantae, Streptophyta, Magnoliopsida, Solanales, Solanaceae.
GGCUCCACAUCACAAUUACCAAAUCCACUUUACUCCGAUCCAUAUAAAUACCCUCCCCCCAAAUCCACUGCCCAUACGCGGCGGACGUUACCAUCGAUUUUCCUAAAAUCAACCAUGGCAACUGGUUCUUCUUCUCGCCCUCCAUCGAAACCCUACGAUCUCGAAAUCACCAUCGUCUCCGCCAAGCACCUCAAAAAUGUCAAUUGGCAUCACGGCGAUCUCAAGCCCUAUCUCAUCUUUUGGGUCGACCCGGACAACCGGCGCGCCACUCAAGCUGAUGAUUCCGGUAAUACCCGACCCGUUUGGAACGAGCGGUUCGUCCUCCAUCUUCCCCAAUCUCCUCACGAUGCUGUCCUCACUCUCGAGGUAUUCCAUUCCAAACCCUCAGAAACUCCCAAACCUUUAGUCGGUACACUUAGGAUUCCGUUGAAGGAGCUUGUUAACUUGGAUGAUCCGAACAAAAUCAGAACUUUUGAGCUCCGACGACCCUCGGGUCGUCCUCACGGUAAGAUCCGACUGAAGCUCGCUAUUCGUGAAUCUCCAAACCCCCAGGAUUACCAAAUACCCCCUCCUUCUAGCUACUAUUACUCUACUGCCCCUCCGCCGCCGCCUACCUAUAGAUCAUAUUCUCCUUCUCCGUACUCCUCACACCCUCCUCCGCCGCCACCUGCUUCUCCAUCUCCACCGCCUCCUCCGUCGCAUUCCUAUCCUUGCGGCAGCUACUCUGAUCCGUACGCCAGUUACUACCCCGGGUACUACUCUCAGCCACCACCUCCUCCUCGACCAUUCGUUGAGCGGCAAUCUAGCUAUGGUGGGGGGCUGGGGUCGAGACCGAGCGCUCCUGCUGAUUAUCCUCCUAAUUAUGAUCAGAAGCGUAGUGGGAAGAUGGGAAUGGGCACCGGAUUGGCAGUUGGAGCAGCGGCUGGUGCGCUCGGAGGAUUGGCAUUGGGGGAAGGGUUGAAGUACGAGGAACACAAGAUUGCUGGGAGAGUUGAAAACAACAUAGCCUCCAGGGAUGAUUACAGCAAUUACAGUGUUGAAUAUUGAUGAGGUUGCUGAUGUUACUUACUGGAUGAGGUUCUACAACUAAUGGGUAAUCUUUGUGUUGUUUUACUGUUUAAUGGUGUAUUUGUAUAUAAAGCUUGUUCAUUUUCAAUGAAUUCCUGUCUUAAUGAUGGUUUGGAGAUGAAUUAUGUUAAUUCUCAGCUGCUUAGGGUUGUUGGGUCCUUGGAGUUUCUUCUAUGAAGUACUCUACUGGUAUAUAUGGAAUUCUAUUAAAGAAUAAAUUUACUUCUGAAAAUUGGCCCAA